Molecule: messenger RNA, 5239 nt
Organism: Dinoponera quadriceps
Lineage: Eukaryota; Metazoa; Arthropoda; Insecta; Hymenoptera; Formicidae
Gene: Rich
Product: guanine nucleotide exchange factor subunit Rich
Exons: 12
Coding region: 1-4257 (1418 amino acids)
Biological process (GO): intracellular protein transport; retrograde transport, endosome to Golgi
Cellular component (GO): Ric1-Rgp1 guanyl-nucleotide exchange factor complex; cytosol; Golgi membrane
Molecular function (GO): protein binding
Source: RefSeq, a predicted model, not a curated record
AUGUUUUUUCCCGUAGGAUGGCCGCGGGUCUUAAACGCCAGCGAGCCGAACAAAAUAAAUGCCGUAGUGUGCAACAGAGACAAAAUUCUCUUUGCUAUUCUCACCACGGAUUCUCUCACCAUCUGGUACUGCAAACCCUGUGUACCAAUUGUAUUCAGUAGGCGAUCGGAAACUUCCUUACGAAAGUACGGUUGGAAUGUUUUGGCACAAUGGAGGCCGGAUUCCAGCAUGCUGGUUAUCGCGACGUCAGACAGCUAUUUACUGUUCUACCGGCUCUCGGACAGCAAUCCGGAUGGCCGGGGACUCUACGAGCAACGAGACUCACCGGUCACCAGUCUGAAACGAGAUAGUGCGGAAUUGUUCAUCAAAGAAGUCAUUCCAAGUCUUGUCUUGAAUUUUGAAAAGUCAGCUUGGAUUGAUGGCGGCGUUAGUUCUUUAGUCUGCAUACGAGAUGAACUCAUGAUAGCGACCAAAACCAGCCAUGUAGUACGCUACAAAUGGGACGGCAGUAUGAAUCGUGACUACUCCUUAGAUUUGAAACGUAUACCAUUCAGUAUUGAUCAACAAAUUUCUACUGUAGCCGUGCCACUCACAGAAAACAAUGUCUACGUCACCGACAUUGAAUAUUCGCCUCUUGUCGGAGGUUUCGCUAUUGUGCUUAGUGAUGGUAGGGCUGCAUUCCUUACUGCUCAGUCCUUGAAAUUCGACCCUAAUCAAGUACAGGGAAUCUGGGCUCGAGAUUUGGACGAUGCGACUUGCGCUGCUGUUAAUCAUAAAUACCGACUAAUAGCCAUUGGUAGGGAAAACUCCGAAGGUGUCGUUUAUUACGUCGAUGAAACUACAGGAGGCUUGGAGAUGUCGCAUACCUUGAGUCUGUCCUCCAAAGAUUAUCCAGGUCGGCCAGGCAGCGUCCUAUGUCUUAGAUGGACGCCCGACAGUUGCGCUAUUGCUUUAGCUUGGGAAGGCGGUGGCCUGGCGUUGUGGAGUACCUUCGGAGCUCUCUUGCUCUGCAGCUUAAAGUGGGACUACGGCCUAAGAGUGGAUCUGACACACGAUAAUCCUCUGCAAAUUCAUAUGAUGGAGUGGUCGGCGGAGGGUUAUCAGUUGUGGAUGCUACGAGAAUCUCCAGGACCCUCUGUGACCGAAGAGAACGGGAACGAAGCCUGCUCCAACGGAAAUCGCUCUCUCAUUCAAUUGGAUUUCGCUAAAAGCCCCUUGACGAUCAAUCCCUGCAUGGGCCAUCACGGCCACCUGUAUCUUCAAGGCGAAGACAGACUGUACUUGAACCUUGGCGCCGGGAUAUCCUCGUCAGCUUCGGGCUUUCAUCUUGCCUCUGAAAUGCCUAACGACAGUAUGCUUCAGACACUCGCCGGCUGCAAACAAUGGCUCGUUGUGCCGAUUCCAACCACAUACAGCGGCUCUAAUUGGCCGAUUCGGUACACUGCAAUAGACAGCGAAGGCUUAAGCCUCGCGGUUGCUGGUCGGACGGGACUGGCGCAUUAUUCUCUGCCCUCGAGGAAGUGGAAGUUGUUCGGCAAUGAGACGCAAGAGCGUGAUUUUAUAGUGACCGGUGGGUUGUUGUGGCACAAAGGAUACCUGAUAGCCAGUAGUUAUUCCAUCCUGGACGAUAAGGACGAGAUCCGAAUUUAUCCGCGUGACACACGCCUGGACAACAGCUACGUUAAAAGCGUUCGGAUGCCGUCGCAGGUGUUACUGCUCAACACCAUGAAGGACAGCCUCUUGACGUUCUGCGCGAACGCGCAGAUCAGUAUUUACGACAUGGUGAUGCAAAAAGACGUUGAAGCCGGAGGUAUCGAGCUAACGAGAAUACAGACUGUGGACAUCAGCGGACUGUGCGUGCAUCCGGCUUGCGUGGUGAGCGUGACGUUGACUACGAUUCGCGCGGAGACCGCCGGCAGUCACCCUCACCCUGAGAGUCUCUUGCUGAACGUAUCCGGCCGCCUUCUCAUGGUUCAACGCGAACACUCCACGGACAAUUCGGACGUGCCGUUUACGUGCAGCGCACCGACAGUAUUAGCGUCCUACGUUGAGAACGUUUGGGUGCCGUCUCGCUCGAGAAGGGACAAGCCGCACUUGACGGAGGCCCUCUGGCUGUUCUGCGGAGCCCACGGCAUGCGGGUCUGGCUGCCGCUUUGGGUGCCGCGCAAUCAUCAAGAGAAGGCCCACGCCUUCAUGAGCAAGCGCAUCAUGCUGCCGUUUCACCUGCGGAUCUAUCCGCUGGCGAUACUCUUCGAGGACGCGAUUCUACUCGGGGCCGAGAACGACACUGUGCUAUUCACAUCGGACACUAACUCGCCCUUUUCACUGCCCUUCAAUCUGCUGGAGCUCACGAGCCAAGUGUAUCUGCAUCAGAUUCUGCGUCAGUUGAUACGCCGGAACUUGGGUUACCACGCGUGGGAAAUAGCGCGCUCGUGUUCCGCACUGCCGUACUUCCCGCACUCGUUGGAGCUGCUGCUGCACGAGGUCCUGGAGGAAGAGGCGACGAGUAAAGAUCCCAUUCCGGAUGCUCAGUUGCCGUCCGUUGUUGAGUUCAUCCGCGAGUUCCCCGGCGUUUGGGCGAGAGCCGUCGUGCAGUGCGCCCGGAAAACCGAGAUCGCCCUUUGGCCGUAUCUGUUCUCCGUCGCCGGCCCUCCGAAGAAGCUGCUGCAGGAUUGCCUGCAACGCCAGCAACUCGACACCGCCGCCAGCUACUUGAUCAUUCUGCAAAAUCUGGAACCGUCCUCCGUCAGCAGACAACACGCUACACUUCUGUUAGACGCCGCGUUGGAGCAAGGUAGAUGGGAACUGUCGAGGGAUCUCGUGAGAUUUCUCAGAGCAAUCGAUCCGAACGACGUGGAGUCGCCGCGCACAUCGUGGAGCGGCAGUGCGAAACUGGGUGGUCCCCCGCAGACACCUCCGCUUUCCCCGCACGAGGACGAUCUGUCCUUGGUCCUGGGCACUAUGCAAGUCUCAAGAAGCCGCAGUUACAGCACCACCGUGACGCCCAAAGUGCAAUCCGACAAAGAUAUCGCGCCGUCCUCGAUGCUCGAGAAAACUCGGAACGUCGUUAUGAGACGGAAGAAGUCGGUGCCGACCGUAAAAACCGAGAAAACCGAGAACAAGGAAGGAUCGGCAGAAGAGUUCUUCAUCGACGUGAUCUUGCAACGUCACGCCCGACGGCUUCUCUCAGCUCGCCGCUUGACCGAUUUGGGUAGGUUCGCGGCUCGUCUUGACUUUCACCUGGUGACUUGGUUCGCCCGGGAGCGCGACAGAGCGGCGAAAGUCGAUGACUAUGUGGGAACUUUGAAGGCUGUCCACGAGGACUUCGCAUUUCCGUACCCGACUCUUUCGUUGCCGACGCUGCAGAGAUUUCGCCGGUCCAGCCUCACGUCUCUGCACUCGGUGAUGUCCGACGACGAGACGUUGUCGCCGAAUUUGAACGUCGAUCUACCCGACAGUGGAUACACCAGUCUUCCAAGUGGUAGGCCACCGUAUACAACGUUGGUCUCACCCGUCGCCAGCUUAGAAACGCAAUUUCCGACCGCAGAAGCCAAGUUAACGCCGAAUCUGAUACACGACGCCAACAGUGUUCUUAGCGAUACCAGUACGAUCUGGAGGGACGACGCAGAGUCCAUCGUCGGCUCUGUGUGUUGGGUCUCGCCGGAAUCGGUGGGACCCACGGAUGUCCAACAAGCUUCGUCAGCCUCUGCGCCAAUCGGCCGAGCCGAAGUGCAGCUCAGGUAUUUGCUGCAACUAUUUCUCGAAGGCUGCUGUCUAGGAUGGGCUGCUGUGGUAGCGACCGUUCUACGCGACGGGGCAGCCAUGGCUAGAACAGUGAGAACGGCACACGCGCCGAUGCAGACUAUCGAUUCUGUGAUCAAUUUGAGGGACGGACUGCUCACGUUGACCAAGUGGUCUCACUCAGAAUGUUUAGGAUACCGUCCGUUUAUGUCCAACAUCCAAUACCAGAUAUCGCUGUUGAAUAGACUAAUAAUAUCGAAGCAGCAACAGGAACAGGAACAAAUACCGGAGAGCCCCUCGCCGAGUCCGGCUCCGUCGGCCAGCAGCAACCAACGCGGCACUCUCUCUCGCUCAAGACACUCGUCGAUCAGUCAUGCUUCCAAUACGACUCCGCUGGAGGAGGAACGCGCGCAUGAGUCAUCCUUGACCGCCGAGGAGUCGGCGUUCCACGGAAGCUACAAUAAUCUCAACGUUGCGGAGGACACCUCGUCGCAGAAUGCCUGCACGAUCUCUUAAGAGUGCCUUACAGGCACCGGAAGCAAUGGCUGUUCAUUCCUCUGUGGAUUCUACGUACCAAAAAGAGAGAGACUCCUCUCUCUUUCUCUCCGCCCGAAGCGUCCGUUCUGGAAGUUUUACGUACACACAUUAAGGGUCUUACUCGAUUACGUUAGUCCUGGUCUACAAUAGGUAUUUUAAGCCUUAAGCCUUCAGAAAUUGACCAGUCACAAUUAGUUAUUCUCUUUACCAUUCGACUGUGAUCGGUCAAUUUCUCAAAGCUUAAAGCGUCUAUCGUAGGCCAGGGCUUACAAACUGAGAUUUCGUAUUAUAAUUCCGCGAUUAUCGUUUCGAAGGGUAUUCGCACGUGAUACAUCGCCGGAGACGCGACGAUUCCUGUAACGCGACAAUAUUCUACAAAAUUGGUAUUAUCAUUAGACCCUCUCCCUCCCUCCAACCGCGGUACAGGCGGUUUCGAAAGUCCCUUGUAAUUCGAUGAAAUCUCGAGAAUUUUGUAAAUAAGACUUCGAAGCAUUUUUUUAUUCACUUUACAUCGCGCGGAGGUAAUUGAAUUGUACAAGGUGAAAAAUAUGCGAGAGCCAGGAGAACGCGCACGUGUAUAUGCAAACGUUCGCCGUGUAUUACUGUUAGAAGGUAUACGUUGCGCCGGGAAAGAAAGACGAGACUCGGGGGUGCACAAUUGUGCAAGACGCGGGCCAGGGUGGUUGCAAGAUUAUCACGUCGUUGCACACACACAGAAGCACGUACUCACGGGCUAGGAACGCGCAUUAGCUCAUUCGUGAAUCAUGGGCAAUAGCGAAACAGCAAUAUAACGGAGCCAAUGAACAGAGCCGUUCAAAGACGUUAAAUCAAAAUUGGCGCGCCAACAGGUCUGAUAUUACACUGAUAAUUAUGCAAUGCGAAGCGAAAUAUUAGUAAGCUAUUUAUACAUAUUGUAACAUAGAUAGUCACAUAUAAAUAUAUGUUAUAUUUUCCCAUAAGA